AAUCUAUAUAAAUUCAAGGUUUUAAUUAUUUUUAACUGUAAAACUGUAUAAUUAUAUAUAAAUGCAUUGACGGCGUUGAGGGAAAAAGAUGGCGCCCACUCACGUAUUGAGAUGCUGUCAACGGGGAUUAGCAUGGAUACCUGUGAUUUUUAUCGCUAUGGUCGUCUGCUGGUCCUAUUAUGCCUACGUGGUGGAGCUCUGCAUAUUCACCAUCACGAGUAUAGGAAAACAGGUUGCAUACCUCAUCCUCUUCCAUCUCUCCUUCAUUAUGUUCGUGUGGUCCUAUUGGAAGACCAUCUUCACAAGGCCCAACAACCCUUCCAAAGAGUUCUGCUUGCCCAAGGCUGAGAAGGAACACUACGAGAAGGAGGAGAGGCCAGAAUCUCAGCAAGAGAUUUUGUGGCGAGCCGCCACCAACCUGCCAAUUUACACACGCACCGGAGCGGGAGCAAUUCGCUACUGUGACCGCUGUCAAGUGAUCAAGCCGGACCGGUGUCAUCACUGCUCUGCGUGUGACAUGUGUGUGCUGAAGAUGGACCACCAUUGUCCCUGGGUGAACAACUGUGUAGGGUUCUCCAACUACAAGUUCUUCAUUCUCUUUUUGGCCUACUCGCUGCUUUACUGCCUGUUCAUUGCAGCCACCGUGCUGCAGUAUUUCAUCAAGUUCUGGACUCUUUGCCGGAGAAAAUCGGCUGAGAACUGCCCAAAGAAUGACCUGCAAGAGACUCACUCGCACGCCAAAUUCCAUGUCUUGUUUCUCUUUUUUGUGGCGGCCAUGUUCUGCAUCAGUAUUCUCUCCCUCUUCAGCUACCACCUGUGGCUCGUCGGAAAGAACCGCUCCACCAUCGAGGCAUUCAGAGCACCCGUCUUUAGGACCGGGUCAGACAAGAACGGCUUUUCCCUUGGGUUCCGGAAGAAUAUCGCUCAGGUGUUUGGAGACCAAAAGAAGUAUUGGCUACUGCCAGUUUUCACAAGUCAAGGCGACGGCGUGACGUUCCCUACUCGCCUGGUCAACAUCGAUGUCGAACAGCCUACAGCUACUUUGCACCCGGACCAUAGUAAAAGCGAAGUGACCGUGAGCCCCCUAAGCGAGUCGCAGAAUCGCCUCUUGAGCAACGAGCAACUCACCAAAAGCAUGGGGGACCAUGUGGUUCAUAAUCCUGGUAAAUCAGCUUCAAACGACACCACCACCCUCUCCAUGGAGAGCGAAUCCUAACCAGGAGCGACGCCUCAAUCAUCCAGUCUGAUGCCUUAAGCCGCGCGACACUUUUGCUCAUCACCAUGGUGACGGACCCUCCGUGCAACCUCAGAGUAACUAUGGAAAUGCAUUCCUUUCGCCUGUUGAAGCACAGAGUCCACGGCAUUGGUGUUUUUUCCCGCAUUUGGCAACACCAGCUGUCCCCGUACACACACACAAACACGCACACAUGUAUUAUUAUUCUUUUACUGGAAUAUUUAUGGGAACGGAAAUGCAGGAGUUAAAAGCUGCUUUUUUUAUAAUUAGUAUUGUUUUUUUAUUUUUUCGUUUUGUUUGUGCCAAAAGCUACCUGGAUCCACAUUCAGAUGGUCUCAGCACAAAUCUGCAGUCAAAUGUAUGAGGAAAAACUGGAUAUUUACCUUUUUGUGUUUUUGUGAAGAAUCCAAUGACGAUAGGAUCAUUGUUUUUCUUCUCGGAACUUUGAUUUUGAACGAUUUUCGGAGGGAGAAAACACGAUUUUUCAGCACAGAUGUCCCAGACGCGUGGGUCAACGGACUGUUUUUGUCUGAGCACAAGAUGGUGCGUUUGCACUGCAGAGAUCAUUCAUGUCCAUCAUAUAGUGAUAAAGCAACACAUCUUUGGUGUCUGCGCGUGUGUUUACAAUAUGCAGCCUUUCUGUUUUUACGUGCUUGCUUAUCUAGAAUUCGUCCUUUAUGUUCUGUACCGCCCGCAGUCGUUGACGAAUCUAUUGCCAAAAUAAGGGCUUGAACCGUCAGGAGUUUAAAACUUCUGAACCACAGAUGUUUACAGCAUAUUUAGCUUAGUUUAACCAUUGUGGGCCCAACCACAUUAAAAGUCAUUGCGCGUUUUUUUUUUUUUCCCCAAAAUGGACCUGUCGUAUUGUCUUACUAUGACCAGCAGAUGGCAAUGUAGUGUUAAUUUUGCCUCUAUUACACAGACCUAAUGUUUUUGAAUCGUGGAUUAAAAUUAAAAUGAAAAAAAUAGUCGAAUUAUAAUGACGUAACAUCACCAAGUCACUUUGGCCUUGUCUGCUUGUCCGAAACGUAGUUCGUGUUGAUAGGUGAAUCGUCUCGUGUCCGUGGCAACGCAGGGAAAUCAUUUAUAUCACAGUAGCUCCAAUGUAUGAUUUUAAUCUUUUGUACAGCAGUUUAAUUUUUAGAACGAUGACCUAAUAUACCAAGGAAUUUUGUUACAUAUAUGCAACAUUUACCCUCACUCGCACGUUUUUUUUUUUGUUUGUCCGAUCACAUCUCUAUCCUAUCUUACAUCUCAUGCUGUAUCUAAGUUUACAGCCAUUUAUAUAUUGUACAGAGUGGCCUGUGGUGUUGUACAUUGUUUUUUUUAUCAUAGCUGUGCUACGUGUAAGCAAAAAUAGAUCGUAUUUCAUGUGGUGUCGCGGUUGAUACUGUCGCAGUUUUGUUACCUGGCACCGUUCAAACAAGUGACAAGCUCAUCAUGAGUAGGCAUGUGUCGGUUACCGGUUUCAAGGUAUCCCGUGGUAUGAAAACGUCAAGGAUUUAAAACCGCUAAAAUUUUCUGUCAUAUCGUCCCUACGGUAUUAGCUAUUUUAUACAACCCCUAGCAAAAAGUGUGGAAUCACCAGUCUCGGACAAGCACUCACUCAGACAUUUUAUCAUGUAGAACAAACUCGGAUAAAAAGCUUGGAAAAAAAUAAUGAAUUGUUUCAAAAAUGGAACUUUUGUUUGGUGCUGUUCCAGUGAGAUUUACAAAGAUAACUGCCUGAAGAAAACAUCAAAAUUCCCUCAGUCCUUGAUGAUAUGGUGCUGCAUGUCAAGCAAAGGCACUGUGGUUGAAUCUUCUAUAAAUGCACAAGUUUACAUUGAAAUUUUAGACAGCUUUCUUAUCCCUUCAAUUAAAAAUAUGUUCGUCAUUUUCCAAGAUGACAAUGCAUCAUGCCACAGAGCUAAAACUGUUGAAGCAUUCCUUGGAGAAAGACUCAUCCAGUCAAUGUCAUGGCCUGCAAAUAACCCAGAUCUCUACCCUAUGGUGAAAAUCAGGGGGAAAAAAAUGUCCACAGCAAGGAUGAUCUGGCAACUGCAAUCAUAGAGAGUUGGCACCAAAUUGAUGAAGAAGCCUCAUCAAGUCUAUGCCUCAGAGACUGCAAGCUCUCAUAAAGGCCAGAGGUGGUGCUACUAAAUAUUAAAGAUCAUUAUUUCUUUGUUUGUUUCUCAUGAUUCCAUAUUUUUCUCCCCAGAAUGGAGUGUUUCCAUAUAUAUUUCCCUGCACUUGGUCUAUAAAAGUAACAUUUACUGACCACCACCACGAUUUUUUUAAUUUAGUGUUUCUGAAUGCUAAAGAGUUGCACUUUUGAACUAAUUCCUUUUUUUUUUUUUUUUCCCAACCUUUUUAUCAGUUUGUUCUACAUGAUGAAAUGUCUGAGUGAGUACUUGUCCAAGACUGGUGAUUCCAUACUUUUUGCUAGGAGUUGUUGGUAUAAAAAAUGCAGGGCUCACCACUCCCCCUUAAGUUGUUGUUCAGUGUCAGUGUUGGCUGGGUCACAUGAAACACUUUAAUUUUUUCCCCCCAUCAAAGAAAACAAAGUUACUGGUAUGGGAAUACUUUGGGUACAGGAAAGUUGCAGACAGCAGCGGCUUACGUGGGCCAACCGACAUGUAAAAUAUAUUUGCGGAAGGUGGCUACCAGAGAAGGCAAUAUCUCCAAUAUGCUUUCGCAUUUAUACAAAAUUAAAGGUUACUAAAUGCUGUCAUGAACAUUUCCCAGUAGCUACGAGAGUUAACUCCAGGGUGUGUAGUUUGUCUAGCAGUGGUAAAACAUACUGUAACAUCAUCUUGUUAACGAGGCAGAUAACGCGACUAAUUAGCAUGCGAUUUUAAUUUUAUUUAGAAUUUUUUUUUUUUUUAACUUGAUACUUACUGUAAUUUUCACACUAUAAGGUGCACCUUACUAUAAGCCGCCACCCACAAAAUUUGACACGUAAACAGCAUUUGUUCAUAGAUAAACUGCACUGGAUUAUAAGCCACAGCUGUCCUCACUGUAUUAUGGGAUAUUUACACCAAAAGAUAUCAAUUGGUAACACUUAAUUUAACAGCAGCAUCUAAGACUGUCAUAAGACCAAAUGAACCACCAUGAAGCUUUGAUCCAAUUGGCUGCAAAGCUUCAUUGCUUCAAGAAGCUUCAUUUGGCCAUCACUGUUCGAUUGGGGGAGAUGGUCAACCUCUGCUGCCACCUACUGUCAACACUGUUGUCGUCCAACAUGCCUCCUAGCCUGCAUUGCAGCGCUACAGAUGUAAAUAACAAUCAAAAUUCAUGUUCUGUGCUAAUUAUUUCUUCAGUUAUUGUUCCAGUUCUUUCAUUAGUUGCUACGUAAGGUACUUGGUAACACUUUAUUUGACGGUGGCACCAUAAGACUGUCAUUAGGCAAUCCUAAUUAUGACAAGACACUGCCAUACGCAUUAAUGAAUGCUUAUGACAGAUGUCAUUUUUUGUCAUCUGGCAAAUUAUCUCCAUUUUGAACGGAUGUAAAAGAUCGUAGCUGGACAUAAAUGGAGUUUGUGACAUAAUUUGUCGGAUGACGGUAAGCAUUCAUUAAUGCCCAUAAUUCUGUAAUGUCAUAAUUAUGACUGUCUUAUGGCAGUCUUGACGCCGCUGUCAAAUAAAGUGUUACAUAUUAACACAAAUCAACAAUUAAGCCGCACUGGACAUAAGGAUUCAAAAUGAGGGGGGAAGUAGUAGCUGCUUAAAGUCCAAAAAUUACGGUAUAUUCCAAUUUGCUCAUAUGUUGUUUUGAAAAAUAAAAAUCCUGUUCACUGGAAAAAAGGUUUGAUGAACAUCCAGACAGAAAUCAAUAUAUUUUAGAGCUGUAAUUGCAAUGCAAUACCGUGACACUUGAUGCUUAAGGUUAUCACCGUCAUAACCUCGUACCAGCACAUGCCUAAUCAUGAGUUUAUAGCAGCCCAACACUGAGCCUUCUCUAAAGGGAACAAACCAAAACUUGGUUAACAAAUUCCGGUAACACUUUUUUUGACGGUGGGCUCAUAAGACUGUCAAAAGACUAGAGAAGUCCCGAUCGCAUAUUUUUGCACCCGGGUCACCUGAUUUUGAGAAUGUGCCGAGAACGAGUCCUGAUCCGAUACCGUAAAGUUUUUGGGAAAAAAAAAAGAAAAAAGUUCCAAAAAUGUCACUGUCGCACCGUGCCGCCUUAAUAUGAAUUAUUUUCAAACAAGAAUAGUAUAGAAAAAUGCUUGUCUUUAUUAAAUGCUUUAUUGAGUGAGUCCACUCACGCUUUGACGCUCACGCUGCUGAGAACAGCCUCUCACUUACACAAUGAGUUGCCACAGCACACUUAUGCAAGUUUAACGAUGAUUGACACAUUUGCGGCUUUGAUCGUAGUGCUACACUGCAAAAACACACUUCUUUAAAGCUAGUUAAAUUCCCUUGUUUUCAGUGUAAAUCUACUAGAAAUAACUGAAAUUAUCCGCAGGUGCUUUAAGUCAAUUUUACUCAGAUUUCUAGAAAUAAGAAAAUUAGCAAGCUGAAUAAGAUUAACAGAUAGGGCUGCAGCUAUCGAUUAUUUCAGUAACCGAUUAAUCUAUCAAUUAGUUACUUCAAAUAAUCAAGUAAUCGUAAUGUGCAACAAAGGCUUGCGAAGACUGGACUUUCAAAAGAGCAUUAAAUUGAAGUACCAAAUAAAAUUCCUGCAUUUUCAUUUAAAAAGAAAUUAAAAUACCUGAACUUAGCCUCAAACAGUAUGGAAAAAAGUACUACAGGAUCAAAGUACAACAAAAGAACAGUUGUCUAACUUGCACAUCAAAAGUCCGCUAGCAUAAAUGCUACACAAUACUUUUUUUUUUUUUUACAAUGUUAUUAACACAUCGUACAAUACCUCUAGACUAAAUUAUGAAUGCAUUAUCAUAUUAGCUCAAACAAUAAUAUAUAUAUACUGUGUAUAUAUAUAUAUAUAUAAUCUUAUGCUGGUCUUGACAGGGAGCAGCUGGAACUUAGAUGACUUGUGUCACAUUCACUGUUCCCACUAGAGGGCAGUGUAUCCACCCAAAUGCAUACAACUCAAUGCAAAAACUUUUUAAACAAACCAUUACAACGCAACCUUAAUUAAACAAAUCCUCGAAGCAGCAAAAUAUUAUUCGAAGCUUUUUUCUAAUCGAAUUACUCGAGUAACCAAUUAAUCGUUGCAGCACUAUUAACAGAUUUAUUUUAAGCAGAACAUUAGUAUAUUUAAUCUUUAAAGAGUUUUGAAAUGCAAGAAAUUAAUUCAUUCAAGAACCGAUAUUGUUCAAAAUAUUAUUUGAAAGCAAAUUUUUCUUGAUUUAGGUGAAAAAUGACCAAUUUUUAGAUGUAUGGGCUGAAUAAAUAAAAAAAUAUUAUUUACUUCAGUGGAAUAAUCUGACGCAGUAAUCUACGAAUUAGUCUUUCGCACUUGAAACAAAAUGUUGAAAAUUAUUUAUCUAAAUUUAAGAAAAAUAAUCUGAUUUAGACAUGAUAAAUUUGCAGUGGACCAUGCGUCUCUGGCAAGGUCAAAGCUACAAACCUGUCAAUCAUCGUUAACUUUAAAGCAACAUUUAGUAUCUUUUCAGUUUUGGUCGAUUUUAGCGACGCCGGUGGACAAAAGAGGUAGUGUUUUGCCUUAAGGAAGACUUUGACGCGAUCGGCCCAAUUUCCAAUCACGUGAUCUGAUCGGGACAUCCCAACAUAAGACCGUCAUAAUUAUGACAUGACACUGUCAUGAGCAUUAAUGAAUGCUUAUGAUCUGUAAGUAUCAUCUGGCGAAUUUUGUCACAAACUCCAUUAAUGUCUAGUCCGCACCUUUUAGAUCCAUUCAAGUGCCAAAAUUUGCAAGAUGGCACCUAAUGAUAUGUCAUAAGUAUUCAUUAAUGCUUAUGACUGUGUCAUGUCAUAAUUAUGACAGUUUUAUGACCGCACUGUCAAAUAAAGUGUUACCCAAAUUCAUUUACAGUCAUUACAAACAAGCUAUUAUUCCCCUCAUUUGGAGCCAUCAUCCUCUUAUUUUCUAUAAAUAGCCUGUAAUCAUUUUCUGGGCUGUUGGGCCUUGAGAUCGAUGCGUGCGUGUGUAUUUUUGCACUUUGCUGUUUUGUAAUAUUAUCGUCGAGACACAUGGUUCAGUGCAGCGAACUUAUAUUUUGUUUUUUGUUUUUUUCAUACGUUGUGCGAUGUGCAUCAUGCCAGAAUAAAGCCCCUAAGCAUGGCGUCUCACUGUCAGAAAAUGUGACUUUAGCCUUGUGUCAAUGUGGUUGAAAUUGAAGGUGCAUCAUGUUUGAAAGCAGCUUUACUCUGGUGUGUCCUAAUAAAUGAAGCCAUAAAACCACGAAAAGCAGUGUACAUUUGUCAUUUUAGCAUGAAGUCAGUUGUUGUGAGACGUUUUGUCCUGUUAUAGGCAAAUAGUCCAGACAUACCAAUUUGCUCCUUCAGUGUGCAUGGAUUAAAUUCUCUGUCGUAAUGACGGAAAUCCAUCAGCAGGGAUUGGUGGUGGGUGGUAUGAAAAUGGAGGACUAUGAUUAAUUUUUUGUUGG
Corythoichthys intestinalis (scribbled pipefish) is the source of this 7746-nucleotide messenger RNA. RefSeq names its product zinc finger DHHC-type palmitoyltransferase 20b (gene zdhhc20b). The transcript is spliced from 15 exons. Gene Ontology annotation, molecular function: palmitoyltransferase activity. The record is from RefSeq and is a predicted model, not a curated record. Bases 89 to 1216 code for a protein of 375 amino acids. Lineage: Eukaryota; Metazoa; Chordata; Actinopteri; Syngnathiformes; Syngnathidae.